CCCUGCGAAUGCACGUAGAGAGGUUUUACCCUAUCCCUCUCUCUCUUUCUCUCUCUCCAUCGCUCUCUCUCUCUAUCUGUCCCCACCCCAGUCAUCCCUGUGACAUUUUCCCCCAAUCCGACACUUAAUUGAGCAACCGGGACACCUCACGUGCAGGACUGAUUUGUAGUUUGAACACGUGGCUCAUUGAAAAAGGCAGAAGAACUUAGGGUUUUUUGUUUUCCGUUCUCUUGAUGUUAUUAAGAGGCGGUGCCUACACAAACGUGUCUGACAAUUUAGUCGCAUCGCCAAAGAAUAAAGAAACUUUCUCUAUUUUCCUCCUAGCCCUUGCCUCGCAGAGGUGACGGAAUAAAUAAUUCAGCUCGUUUAAAUCAAGAGGAAACGCGAGUGCGCGCAACCACGGCGGCGAUCUCGUCCAUCAAAUAUCUCAGUAGCUUGGAGUGAUUGGGAGAACACUCCCAGACCCUCCGCUGAGCGACAGUGCGGUUCUCUCUCCAAACACUGCCCAUCCGAGCGACGCGAUAAAGGGCUGUCCCUCUGCAACACGGUCGCUCUUUUUUGUAUACAACAAAAUGAAUAAGCUUUACAUCGGGAACGUGAGCGAGCAGGCGAGCGCGCUGGACUUGGAAAGUAUCUUUGAGCAGUGGAAGAUACCUUUCAGUGCACCCUUUCUCGUAAAAAGUGGCUACGCGUUUGUGGAUUGCCCCGACGAAAAGGUAGCGAUGAGGGCCAUUGACACUCUUUCAGGGAAAGUAGAACUCCACGGAAAAGUCUUAGAAGUGGAGCACUCUGUCCCUAAACGACAAAGGAGCUGCAAGCUGCAGAUCAGGAAUAUCCCACCUCACAUGCAGUGGGAAGUUUUGGACGGGUUGUUAGCGCAGUACGGCACAGUAGAGAGCUGUGAACAAGUCAACACUGACACGGAGACCGCUGUAGUCAAUGUGCGAUAUGCCGCCAAGGACCAAGCCAGAGAAGCCUUGGACAAAUUAAAUGGCUUUCUUAUGGAGAACUACGCACUAAAGGUUUCCUAUAUCCCAGAUGAGACAGCUUCAGCAGAUGCCCCUGCCGUGGGCGGCAGAAGAGGUUUCAACCCACGCGGACCGCCUCGCCAAGGCUCUCCCAAUCUGGGCGCAAGACCUAAACUACAGUCAGACGUGCCUCUACGCAUGUUGGUGCCCACCCAGUUUGUAGGAGCUAUUAUUGGCAAGGAAGGUGCUACCAUCCGCAACAUAACCAAGCAGACUCACUCAAAAAUUGAUAUCCAUCGUAAGGAGAACGCAGGGGCUGCGGAGAAGCCCAUCACUGUUCACUCCACUCCAGAGGGCUGCAGUUCUGCUUGUCGAAACAUCAUGGAGAUCAUGCAGAAAGAGGCAAUUGACACUAAAAUCACUGAAGAAAUUCCUCUAAAGAUUCUGGCUCAUAAUAAUUUCGUCGGCCGUCUGAUUGGAAAGGAGGGGCGCAACUUGAAGAAAAUUGAACAAGAUACUGACACAAAGAUCACAAUCUCACCUCUGCAGGAUCUGACCUUGUAUAACCCAGAGCGCACCAUUACCGUUAAGGGUACAUUAGAUGCUUGCGCAAAAGCAGAAGAAGAAAUCAUGAAGAAAAUCCGCGAGUCCUACGAGAAUGAUGUAGCCGCCAUGCAUCUACAAUCUAACCUGAUUCCAGGGCUCAAUCUAAACGCGUUGGGUAUUUUUCCUGGUGCAGCGAGUGGAGCGAUGUCACCCUCUGUGGUAUCAGGACCUCCGGCUGGGGCUCAAGCUGGCUAUCAAUCAUUUGGGUGCAGCGUGUUUGGGGGUGAGGUGCCUUUUUGGGCCUCUACGCUCUCCUCCAGCAGCAGCAGCACAGCCUUUUCUUCACAGAUGGAGUCAGAAACCGUGCACCUCUUCAUUCCUGCACUGGCAGUUGGUGCUAUUAUCGGCAAGCAGGGCCAGCACAUUAAACAGCUCAGCCGCUUUGCUGGUGCGUCAAUCAAAAUUGCACCUGCUGAUGGAAUUGAUGCCAAGCAAAGAAUGGUCAUUAUUACUGGACCACCAGAGGCACAGUUCAAGGCUCAGGGACGUAUCUUUGGGAAGUUAAAAGAGGAGAACUUUUUUGGACCGAAGGAGGAAGUUAAAUUAGAGGCUCACAUAAAAGUGCCAUCAUUUGCCGCUGGUAGAGUCAUAGGCAAAGGAGGCAAAACGGUGAAUGAACUACAGAAUUUGACCAGUGCAGAGGUGGUUGUCCCGCGGGACCAGACGCCUGAUGAAAAUGACCAAGUAGUAGUAAAAAUCACAGGCCACUUCUAUGCAAGCCAGCUGGCCCAGCGGAAGAUCCAGGAGAUUAUCUCUCAGGUGAGGCGGCAGCAGCAGCCUAAGGCCUCAGCCACAGGUCCACCAGUCACCCGGAGGAAAUAGAGCCACUGCGUCUUCUCGGAGACUGACAGGACACGGGACGCCUCCAUCUCAGGGGUCGGGGAAUGUCCUUACAACCCCGCCCGCUUUUACACCCAUUCCUCCUGAAGUUUCAGUGAGAUUGUGUACACCUGCACUUCCCCCCCUCACAAUUUCUUUGAUCCAAAUCAUAGGAAAAUCAGCCACCCAGUCCCUGCCUUAAUAUGGUAAAUGCACAGUCCUUAACUGACAGAUGUUAAAAUUAGUUUUUGAUAUUUGAGUUCAUUGGGAAAUGCAGCAUUUGAGAGUAAAAGGCGUUUCGAGCCUGUUUUUUUGGGGUACGGAAUGGGUGACACGGGGUGGGGUUUAAGGUCUUCGGCUUGAGAUGGAAAGAGGAUUGUUGACGGAAGUACGCCGUCCCGGGAUCCAUAGUGGCAUUUUAUAAAUUCUGAUGCAUUUUAUAGAUUAAUAGAUAUAUAUACUAUAUAUAAAAUUAUGAAAGAAGGUGGAGCAACACUGCCACUUAUGACUGAGGGAAGUGUUGAUUGGUGUUGGCCAGGAAACCAAGUUAAUAUGCAUUUUACUGAUCUACCUCAGGCUAGAGUACCUCAGAAAAAAAAAAUGAUUUAUGAAAAAAAUCUUGUUUUUUUUUGUUUUGUUUUUUUUUUUUUGUUUUUUUUUAUUUUGCUUUGUGGUAUUUUGUAUACUUUAUAAAGCUAAUAGUUAUUGAACAUUUUUAUUUUUUUAAGAAAAUGUAAAAUUUAGUCUGUAGUUAAUGGGUGAAUCCCGAACUCCGCCUUGAUCUGUUUGCAGCGCGCGAUGAAUAACUGUAUAUAAGUUUGCGCACAUCUAGUUUGUAAAAGAGCGGAGUUUGGGCUUCUAUGUUAGCUACAGAUAGGAGAAAGAAAAGAAAAGCGCCUCAGUGUCGCUGAGGAGCCACCACCCUCUGAACACCGUCAAGGUAAUGAGAAAUAACGCCAACCGUACAUACCGCAGCAAUGCCGUGCUAAUAUGCUAUUAACUGUCUCGGCGGUAGCAUACGUUUCACCCGCAUUUCAUUACACUUCAGUUAGGGUUGGAUGCAAGCAAUAGAGGUCAGGGAUAAUCAAGGUCCUGCUGUAACCUCUUUGACACACCCUCAUCCUCAGCGCGACUAGUCUCAAAAUAAAAAUAACGACCAGCCCGAUUGAGGUUGUUUUUUCUUUUCCCGUGCUCAUAGGUUUUUUUUUUUGUUUGUGUUUUUUUUUUUUUCGUUUUUUUCCCUUUUCCAAAUAAUGCGCUCCGUUCGGUCUUGGAACGGGCUUUUUUGCAUCAAGCUGGCUUUACAUGCCGAAGAUUUUCAGUGUUUAACGUCAGUCAAUGCAUGUCGGGGUUGGGAAGUUACACUGUUCUGAUGCUUUUGCGUUGAUAGCUAUAGGUUACAAUAGUCAAGGGCGCGUCUCUAGGCUAACGAGCAGUGCGUAGAGAUGGACGCGCGAACGGUUUCAUUUAUAUCUUUCGUUUAUCAUACAAAGUGAAAAAAGCAAAAAAAUAUAUAAAAUGAACAUUAGCAAAGAAAAACGUUUAGUAAAUAACUGAGAAACCAAUAUUCCUUUGUUUUGCAGAAUGUAAAUAUGAUUUGAUUGUGGUAAAAGAGUGCAUCCAAGCUUCCACACUAGUAAGACCAUUGUCUACCUCAGCUGAGGAAAGGGUGGGUGGCGGGAAUCCUUCCAUCUCACCCGAGACCUCCAGCGCGCGCAGCGAUACCUCAAGUCCCUCGCGAACACUUCCGCACUGGGUAUGCGCGUGGCGCCGAGCGCUGACCAGAGGGGCACAAGUGAUCGUUUUUUUCUUUCCACACUUCUCUUACACCGUUUUUGAUCUACCUCUUAUUAGAAAAGUAUUUAAAUUAGAGGCAUAUUGCUAUUUGUUAGAAUCUAUAGGGUCAUGUCCCAUCUGCCCCUUUCCUCACAGAAAAAAAAUAUCAUUUAAAAAAAAAUCAUGUAUGGCUAGACUUUAAAGAUGAGUGAGAAAAUGAUUUCAUUUUUGCCUGCAAAUUAUUCUCUGCUAACUGAUUUGAAACCUCACCUUAUUGCUUUUUUCCCUUUUCUUUCCGCUUCUUGGUUUGGUGGUGUGGCUUCCUUGUAUUGGGCUUUAUUUCUUGCAUAGGUAUUGUAUUAAAGGUCAAAGUGUUUAAUUUGGAAACUAAUUUAAUGAUGGUUAUAGAAAAGUUUUUCAAGGGCCUGCUUCAUUUCUUGCUUAUGAAAUAUGAACAAUGGAGUCUUUAUUUUUUACCUUUUUCAUGUCUUAUGGAUUCUACAAUUUUUUUUUUUUUUUUUUUUUUUUCCCUUUUUCCCCCCUCUUUAUUUUUUGACUGAUCUGAUCAAAUUUCAUUUCAUGGCUGUUUUGUGGUGAAUCAUGUUUCAGUGGGAAUGUGAUGUGGAAUUCCGGGAUCUGGAAUAGUUCCGGGAAAAACGUGGUCCGAUUUCAGCAUGAUAAGCAACAUCCCCUCCGACCGUGCUUGUGCGCCCUCACACACCUCCACUUGUCAAAUGCCUCUGAUACAAAGAAAAUAAUUAAAAGUCAAGUUGGCUCCUA
This is a messenger RNA of Ctenopharyngodon idella (grass carp), 4949 nucleotides long. RefSeq names its product insulin-like growth factor 2 mRNA binding protein 3 (gene igf2bp3). Gene Ontology annotation, biological process: regulation of gene expression; nervous system development. The coding region runs from base 573 to 2396 and encodes 607 amino acids. Gene Ontology annotation, cellular component: cytoplasm; nucleus; cytosol. NCBI's taxonomy places the organism in Eukaryota, Metazoa, Chordata, Actinopteri, Cypriniformes, Xenocyprididae. The transcript is spliced from 16 exons. Gene Ontology annotation, molecular function: mRNA 3'-UTR binding. The record is from RefSeq and is a predicted model, not a curated record.